Chilo suppressalis (striped riceborer) is the source of this 1044-nucleotide messenger RNA. The record is from the annotation of a GenBank genome assembly. Lineage: Eukaryota; Metazoa; Arthropoda; Insecta; Lepidoptera; Crambidae.
CGUCACCACUGAGCAAAUCAUGUCACGUUCGUUCACCGUUCGCGAUGUUUGGUUCGUGUUCGUGUUCACAGUUUACGGUUCGUUCACUGUAACGUGGAACGGUGGAACAGGCUCGCAAAAUAACUGAAGAUUUAACAAGAUUUAGUGUAGAAUAAUAGCAUUAAAAUGGCACCAGCAGCUACAGCAGUGAAACCGAUUCCUGAUAAUGACCCUAUUGGAAUCAGGGCAGUACUUUUGGGACCUCCUGGGUCUGGCAAAGGCACUCAGGCGCCACUUCUCAAAGAGAAAUACUGUGUAUGUCAUUUAUCUACUGGCGACAUGCUUCGUGCAGAGGUAGCCUCAGGGUCAGAACUGGGCCGUCGUGUCAAAAAGGUUAUGGAUGAUGGGAAAUUGGUUUCUGAUGAAAUGGUGGUAGACAUGAUCGACAAGAACCUUGACCAGCCUGAAUGCAAGAAUGGGUUCUUACUAGAUGGUUUCCCAAGGACUGUUCCACAAGCAGCAAAGUUGGAUGACUUGCUGGCAAAGAGGAAGACUGAAUUAGAUGCAGUUAUUGAGUUUGGUAUCCAGGAUAGCUUGCUGGUACGCAGAAUCACAGGGAGGUUGAUCCACCCUUCAAGUGGAAGGAGCUAUCAUGAAGAAUUCCACCCACCAAAGAAACCAAUGACUGAUGAUAUUACUGGUGAACCAUUGAUUAAGAGAUCAGAUGACAAUGUUGAGGCUCUCAAGAAACGUUUAGCUACAUAUCAUGCACAAACUCUUCCUCUUGUUGAUUAUUAUAUGAGAAGAGGUCUCCACUACAGAGUGGAUGCUUCGAAAUCUGCUGAAACAGUGUUCAGUAAAAUAGAUAACAUAUUUAAAAAUAGAAUUUUCAACAGAGCUGUUCAGUAAAUUGCGACUCUGCCAUUAUAAUUUAAGUGAAAGUGUUUUGUACAUAAGAUAUGUGAUUUCAUCAAUAUCGGUUGUUUUCGGUUCACUCUUGUGGGAAUAUAAUUAAUGUUUUAGAGACUAUUUUUCUUGGACAAAUAUAUCAACUGGAAUCAUCAG